Messenger RNA from Impatiens glandulifera, 1627 nucleotides. Its product is annotated as probable protein phosphatase 2C 51. The record is from RefSeq and is a predicted model, not a curated record. NCBI's taxonomy places the organism in Eukaryota, Viridiplantae, Streptophyta, Magnoliopsida, Ericales, Balsaminaceae. Bases 110 to 1612 code for a protein of 500 amino acids. Gene Ontology annotation, cellular component: nucleus; cytosol. Gene Ontology annotation, molecular function: protein serine/threonine phosphatase activity; cation binding. Gene Ontology annotation, biological process: protein dephosphorylation. The transcript has 6 exons.
CAUACCGAAGAGAAGAUUGAUCCUAUAAUCCCGAUCGGUGAUCGUAAGUACCCGCGCUCUCACCUUUACUCAUCUAGACUAUGAAACGGAGACCGAAUUUGUGAAUAAGAUGGCACGAUUGAAGGUUUUGAUCCUCUUAUGUGGAGCAUUGACGCUCGUAAACUCGUUUUGCGAUGUAAAUAAAGUGUCCGAGACUUGUAAGGAGGUUUAUAAUGAAGGCGGAGCAGCUGCCAUUCUUCAAUCACUCCAAUGUUCCGUCUGGAUUACCUCCACCAGAUCAUCAUUCGAAGUUCAGACUGCAGAGUGUGAUUCUGCGACCAUGAAAGGUAGAAGGAAAUAUCAAGAGGACCGAAUUCUUUGCAACCCUGUUUUCCAAAUUUCUCUAUUUGGCAAUAAUGUGCUCAGAGAGGUCAAAGUUGGUGUUGUGGCUAUAUUUGAUGGUCAUGGUGGCAAUGAAGCAAGUGAAAUGGCCUCAAAACUUUUCUUUGAUUAUUUUUAUGUCCAUUCCCUGUUUGGCUCUUACAAGACGACGAAUGCAACUACCAAAGAAAUACUGAAGCAAGCUCUUUUGAACUCACUCGUUGAGAUUGAUCGAACAUUCACCAUAGAAGCUUACAAGAACCGAAUUUAUUCAGGCACUACUGCAAUUGUUACCCUAUUUCUAGAUGAUGAAUUCUUAGUCGCCCACAUCGGUGAUUCAAAGGCCCUAAUCUGCUCGGAGAAUUCAACUUCAUCCCUUUCUGUAACAGAACUAACUUGGGAUCAUAAUGCAUAUAGAGAAGAUGAAAAAUCCCGAAUAGAAAAGGCUCGUGGCUAUAUCACUGAUUGGGAUGUUCCUCGAGUCAUGGGAAGUUUAGCAAUUACUCGAGCCAUUGGUGAUGUUCCUCUAAAAAUGUAUGGAGUUAUUGCAGAUCCGGAAUUAAGAAACUGGGAAGGUUUGAGAAGAAACGAUAGUUAUAUGGUGGUAUCAUCAGACGGUAUAUUAGAAUCAUUGAAAACUCAAGAUGUUUGUGAUCUCUUGAGUGAUAUGAAAAAUCGAGAUAUUAAGAGUCCUUGUAUUUCGUCGCAAUCUUUCGCAAACUGCAUUAUCAGCACUGCUUUCUCGAAAGAUAUGGAAGCUUCUCUGGAGAAUCUUGAGCUAGGGUUACAUAAUGUUCAAAUUCAUAAUGAUGAGGGUUAUCUGUCCACCAAUACUAAGGUUUUGCACAAUGGUAAGGGAAUGCAUAAGGAUGUAAAGAAGGAGAAUGUUGUUGUUCAAGAAGAAGAAGAUGAAGAAGAAGAGGAGGAAGAUGAUGAUGAUAUAGAUGCUUAUCUAAUGAAGCAAAGUGGAUAUUCAACAAACAUCAAGAAACCAUCCCAUCAACCAAUUGCAGUAAAGGAUGAAGAAGAAGAAGAAGAUGAAGAAGAGGAGGAAGAUGAUGAUGACAUAGAUGCUUACCUAAUGAAGCAAAGUGGAUAUGCAACAACCAUCAAGAAUGAUGAUGAUGAUGAAGAAGACGAAGAAGAGGAUGAUGAAGAUGAUAUAACAAAUGACAUACUGAAGCAAAGUGGCUAUGGCAGUAUGAAGAAACAUCAUUCAACACCAAAAACAGUAAGGGUUCUUGAUAUUUAAUCCAAAUUGAUUCUA